Molecule: messenger RNA, 969 nt
Organism: Xiphophorus couchianus (Monterrey platyfish)
Lineage: Eukaryota; Metazoa; Chordata; Actinopteri; Cyprinodontiformes; Poeciliidae
Product: olfactory receptor 1-like
Exons: 1
Coding region: 1-969 (322 amino acids)
Biological process (GO): G protein-coupled receptor signaling pathway; detection of chemical stimulus involved in sensory perception of smell
Cellular component (GO): membrane
Molecular function (GO): odorant binding; olfactory receptor activity; G protein-coupled receptor activity
Source: RefSeq, a predicted model, not a curated record
AUGGAUUCAUUUAAUCCUUUUUUUGUGAAAAAUAACACAUUUAUCCAACCUGCCUAUUUUAUAAUAAGUGGAUUUAUUGGGUUACCAAACAUGAAGUAUUACUAUGUCUUUCUCUUUUUUGUAUUUAUAAUCUCAGUGCUGGGAAACGUGGCUGUAAUGGCUGUAAUCUGUCUGGAUCAUAACCUCAGAGCUCCAAAGUAUGUUGCAGUUUUUAACCUUGCAUUUGUGGACCUCUUAGGUAGCUGUGCUCUGGUACCAAAGGUCCUUGAUAUCUUUUUGCUUAAUCAUUAUUAUGUCCCCUACAAUGACUGCUUGGCGUUUCUGUUCUUCUGCUACAUUUGCCUUUCAAUGCAGGCUCUUAAUCUGGUUGCUCUCUGCUACGAUCGCCUGAUGGCCAUCAUGUUUCCUCUGCACUACCAUGUAAAGGUUACUCAUAAGAUUAUGUUUUCCAUGAUUACCUUUUUUUGGCUUUUUGUAAUAACUUGUGUUUUAAUUGCAAUUGGCCUUCUUACAAGACUUUCCUUCUGCAAGUCUGUGGUUAUUAACAGCUAUUUUUGUGACCAUGGUCAAAUCUACAAGCUGGCAUGCAAUGACAAUUUUUCUAAUUUUGUGAUCUCGCAAUUACUUCCAUUUCUAUUUCUUUGGAUGCCUCUUAUUAUAAUAUUUUCCAGUUACAUAUGUAUUGGGUAUACUUUAGCUCAGGUGGUUGCAGCUCAGGAAAGGGUGAAGGCUCUUAGAACCUGCACAGCUCAUCUCUCAUUGGUAGUGAUCUAUUUCUUUCCAAUAUUGAUCACGUUUACUAUGGGUUCUGGCAUCCAUCCAAAUGCCAGAAUCAUUAACUUGUCUUUGACCUCUGUUAUUCCUCCACUGUUAAACCCAGUCAUUUAUGUUUUGCAUACACAAGAAAUAAGAUUAUCAAUUAAAAGAAUACUAAAAGGUAGGAAUAAAGCUAAAAUUAUGGUGAAAUAA